AUGGAAACCUCUAUCCCGGUAUCUCCGGCCACCCGCAAGCGGCUUGGGUACGAGUCCGGUGCGGCUUUGAUGGCCGAAGGUCCUCAGGUCUUGCACGACCACAUGGCCUCCAAGAUCACCAAAGCUCUAGGCACGGCCAUGCCGCAGAUGGAAGUGCGUUUCAGCAACCUGUCGGUCACGGCGGACGUGGUUGUGGUAGACGACGACUCCAAAUACGAACUACCAACUAUCCCCAACACGUUGAAGAAAACGUUCAUCAGUCCCAAGAAGCGCGUAGUCCGUAAGGAGAUCCUAAAGGAUGUCAGCGGCGUGUUCUCACCUGGCAAGAUCACGCUGUUGCUGGGCCAACCCGGUUCGGGCAAGUCGGCUCUGUUGAAGAUGCUGAGUGCGCGGUUCCCGAUGACCAAGAACAUUACGGUGGAGGGCAACAUCUCGUUCAACAACGUCGACCGUGAGCAGAUCAUCAAGACGCUACCGCAGUUUGUAGCGUACGUGAACCAGCGCGACAAGCACUACCCGGUACUGACGGUCAAGGAAACGCUUCUGUACGCGCACCAGUUCUGCGGCGCAGAGCUGUCCGAGCACGGCAAAAAGAUGCUGACGCAGGGUACCCCGGAGGAGAACGCUGAGGCUCUGAGAGCCGCGAACGCCCUGUUUGCCCACUACCCCGAGGUGAUCAUUCAACAGUUAGGGCUCCAGAACUGUCAGGACACUAUUGUCGGCGAUGCUAUGACACGCGGUGUGUCUGGCGGUGAACGCAAGCGUGUGACGACCGGAGAGAUGGAGUUCGGCACCAAAUACGUGACGCUCAUGGACGAGAUCAGUACGGGUCUCGACAGUGCAGCCACGUACGAUAUCAUUAACACGCAGCGAAGUGUGGCCCACAAGCUGCGCAAGACCGUCGUUAUCGCACUGUUGCAGCCGUCACCGGAGGUGUUCGCGCUGUUCGACGAUGUGAUGAUCCUGAACGAGGGCCAGCUCAUGUACCACGGACCCUGCAACAAGGUGGAGGAGUACUUCGAGUCUCUCGGCUUCAAGUGUCCGCCUCAGCGCGAUAUUGCCGACUAUUUGUUGGAUCUGGGCACACGCGAGCAGUACCAGUACCAGGUCGAACGUCCGACCAAGCAGCCGCGACGUGCGAUCGAGUUCGCCGAUGCGUUCCGCGAGUCUCGCAUCUACCAGGAGUCAUUGUACGCUCUAGAGGCUCCAUAUGACCCGGAACUUCUGCAAAGUGUCGAGAAGAACAUGAAGCCGAUGCCCGAAUUUAGCCAGACUUUCGUCAACAGCACUCUGACGCUGCUGCGACGUCAACUCACCAUCACGUACCGCAACAAGCCGUUCAUCUUCGGCCGUGUACUGAUGAUCGCAGUCAUGGGUCUGCUGUUCUGUACGGUCUUCUACGACUUCGACCCGACCGAAGUUUCGGUCGUGCUGGGUGUCGUCUUCUCUUCCGUCAUGUUCCUGUCCAUGGGUCAGUCGUCGCAGAUCCCGACGUACAUGGCCGAACGUGAAGUCUUCUAUAAGCAGCGAGGAGCCAACUUCUUCCGGACAGCGUCGUACGUGCUGGCCACAUCGGCCAGUCAAGUUCCGCUGGCGCUGGUCGAGACGCUUAUUUUCGGGUCGCUGGUGUACUGGUUGUGCGGCUUCGAGUCCGAGUUCCAACUGUUCCUGAUCUUCGAGUUCGUGCUUUUGCUGAUGAACCUGGCCAUGGGAAUGUGGUUCUUCUUCUUGAGUUCCGUUGGACCGAACGAGAACGUCGUCACGCCUUUGGGUAUGGUGUCCGUGCUGGUGUUCAUUAUCUUCGCCGGCUUCAUCGUAACCAAGAGUCAGAUCCCGGACUACCUCAUCUGGGCUCACUGGAUCAGUCCCAUGACCUGGAGUAUCCGAGCACUGUCUAUCAACCAGUACCGGUCGGACAACAUGGAUGUGUGCGUCUACGACGGUAUCGACUACUGUGCGGACUACGGCAUGACCAUGGGCGUGUACUACCUGGACCUGUUCGGCAUCGAGACUGAGAAGUACUGGAUCGUGUACGGUAUCAUCUACUCGCUUGCGAUCUACGUUCUCUUCAUGGUCAUGUCCUUCCUUGGACUGGAAUAUCUGCGCUACGAAGCUCCUGAAAAUGUCGACGUGUCCGAGAAGCCGAUCGAAGACGACGAAUCGUACGCGAUGCUUAAGACCCCCAAGAACGCUAGAUCCACGGAGGCGACUGGAGACUACGUUGUGGAGCUGGACAACCGCGAGAAGAACUUCACCCCCGUGACUAUGGCGUUCGAGGAUCUUCACUACUUUGUGCCGAACCCCAAGAACCCAAGCGAACAGCUUGAGCUUCUUAAGGGUAUCAACGGAUUCGCUGUGCCUGGUACGAUCACUGCACUUAUGGGCUCAUCGGGUGCAGGCAAGACGACGCUGAUGGAUGUCAUUGCUGGCCGUAAGACUUCGGGUAAGAUCACGGGCAAGAUCCUGUUGAACGGCUAUGAGGCGACCGACCUCGCUAUCCGUCGUUGCACGGGCUACUGCGAGCAGAUGGACGUACACUCGGAGGCUGCUACCAUUCGUGAAGCUUUAACCUUCAGCUCUUUCCUGCGUCAAGACGCGUCAAUCCCGGACGCCAAGAAGUACGACUCGGUGAAUGAAUGUAUUGAGCUUCUUGGUCUGGAAGACAUCGCCGACCAGAUCAUCCGUGGCAGCUCAGUUGAACAGAUGAAGCGUCUGACGAUCGGCGUGGAGCUUGCUGCUCAGCCGAGUGUGAUUUUCCUGGAUGAACCGACAAGUGGAUUGGAUGCUCGUUCGGCCAAGAUUAUCAUGGACGGUGUUCGCAAGGUGGCCGACUCAGGCCGUACCAUUAUCUGUACGAUCCACCAGCCGUCAUCCGAAGUGUUCUACCUGUUCGACAGUCUGUUGUUGCUCAAGCGUGGUGGUGAGACCGUGUUCUAUGGUGAAUUGGGCUCGAAGUGCCGCAACCUGAUUGACUACUUUGAGGGAAUUCCUGGUGUGUCUCCGCUGCCGAAGGGCUACAACCCGGCCACGUGGAUGCUCGAGUGCAUUGGCGCUGGCGUAGGCAACACGGCUGCGGACAGUACCGAUUUCGUUGACUACUUCCGGAACAGUUCACUGAACCGUGCACUGGUGGCCAACAUGGCUAAGGAAGGUAUCACUGUGCCGUCGCCGGAUCUUCCAGAGAUGGUAUACACAGAGAAGCGUGCGGCCGAUUCCAAGACGCAGAUGAAGUUUGUGGUGUGGCGUUUUAUUCAAAUGUACUGGCGUACGCCCAGCUACACUCUGACACGCAUGUACCUGGCGCUGUUCCUGGCUGUGGUUUUCGGUCUUAUCUUCGUGGACGUGGACUAUGCUUCCUACUCUGGUCUCAACUCGGGCGUCGGUAUGGUGUUUGUCGCUGCGCUCUUCCAGGCUAUGAUGACUUUCCAGAGUGUCCUCCCGUUGGCCUGUUCCGAGCGUGCUUCGUACUACCGUGAGCGCGCGGCCCAAACAUACAACGCGUUGUGGUACUUCGUUGGAUCGACGCUGGCUGAGAUCCCGUACUGCUUCAUCAGUGGAGCCCUCUUUACUGUCGUUUACUACCCCUUUGUUGGCUUUACGGGUUUUGGAACGGGCGUGCUUUUCUGGCUGGCGAUUUCGCUCAUGGUGCUCAUGCAAGUGUACAUGGGUAUGAUGUUCGCCUACGCGAUGCCAAGCGAAGAAGUUGCGGCCAUUAUCGGUUUACUUUUCAACGCUAUUUUCAUGAUGUUUAUGGGCUUCAGCCCUCCAGCGUACUCCAUUCCAUCGGGCUACACGUGGUUGUACAAGAUCUCGCCUCUGAGAUUCCCGCUAUCGAUCAUGGAGGCUCUGGUUUUCGCCGACUGCGACGAAUUGCCGACCUGGAACAACGCCACGCAGUCAUACGAGAACGUUGGCUCCCAGUUAGGCUGCCAACCAAUGGCAGACUCGCCUGCGACGGUCGGCCACAUCACGAUCAAGGAGUACACGGAGCAAUAUUUUGGUUUCGAGCAUGACGACAUCACCCGCUACUUUUUCGUGGUCAUCGGGUGCAUCAUUCUGUUCCGCAUCCUCGGACUCAUUGCGCUGCGCUACAUCAACCACCAGAAGCGGUAA
Molecule: messenger RNA, 4113 nt
Organism: Phytophthora nicotianae INRA-310
Lineage: Eukaryota; Oomycota; Peronosporomycetes; Peronosporales; Peronosporaceae
Exons: 1
Coding region: 1-4113 (1370 amino acids)
Cellular component (GO): membrane
Molecular function (GO): ABC-type transporter activity; ATP hydrolysis activity; ATP binding
Source: RefSeq, a predicted model, not a curated record